Ascochyta rabiei is the source of this 1167-nucleotide messenger RNA. RefSeq lists its product as uncharacterized. The transcript has 3 exons. The record is from RefSeq and is a predicted model, not a curated record. Gene Ontology annotation, biological process: actin filament polymerization. The coding region runs from base 1 to 1167 and encodes 388 amino acids. Gene Ontology annotation, cellular component: cytoplasm; actin filament. Gene Ontology annotation, molecular function: actin binding; microtubule binding. Lineage: Eukaryota; Fungi; Ascomycota; Dothideomycetes; Pleosporales; Didymellaceae.
AUGACUGCACCCGGAACUCUUUCUCGGCUCGAUAUGGUUGAAAAGGAUAAUGAAGGCGAGAAGGAGACCGGCUCAGACACCCGACCAUUGAUCCACACGAGUACCUCGCUGAGGUACAGCAAGUAUCAAGUGCACAACUAUUUGGAUGAUACCAACGACAAUUGUUCUCUUUGUCACGACCUUUUAGUGCUGGCUAGCCGUGAAAGGCGGUUUUACACGUUCACUCCUUCACCCUUAUCGGGUCCUCCUCCACCUCCGCCUCCGCCUCCGCCUCCGCCUCCGCCUCCACCUCCACCACCUCCGCCGCCGCCUCCACCACCGCCUCCACCUCCUCCACCACCGCCACCACCAAUUGCAUAUUGCCCGCCUCCACCUCCACCGCCUCCAGGAUGCAGCAAUUGUAUAUACAGCCCCCAUGCCCUGAUAUCUUCAGGCGAAACAUUCAUCGCAGCCAAUUACUCCGGCGAAGGAGUUUCGGAUCCCAGCAGAAUGGUCCGCAUUCAACCGUCCCGCCGCAACGUGUUCAUGACUUCACACCAUGCACAAGCUGCCGACUUCAACGAGUUCGAAUGGCUGUUAAGGUACGCCACCACUGACCUCUGGUACGAAAAGCCAACCAAGUCUUCGCUGAAGCGUAUGAGGACUGUGGAAGAAUCUGGUGGUGAAGCUGACGAGCUUGCUUCGAGCAACCCGAAGCCGACCGAAGCCCAGACACCAAAAGUCUGGGCAUCUGUCGCGCUCACUACACCCACGGAUGAUGACAUCCACGAGUGCACGGUUGGUCAUACUGCCGAUGUGAUUGGAGCGCCUUACGUCAGGACAUGUCAACAGUGCACUGACGAGAAGUCGGAGGCAUUGGAUGCCACGGACUUAGUCUACUGUCUCGUCUUCACCAGCUACCAGAUUCAUGAUCCUUUUGCACCUGGCGGCUCAAGCACCGGCGGUCGACAGAUCUACAAGAUGGUCAAGUGUGGCAGUAGGGAAGCAGCCGUUGCGGAAAUCUUCCAUGCUACUGGGCUUAACGGGUGGAGCCUGGUCUUCAGCUGUGUCAUGAGAGUCAAUGAGGAUGUUGAGAAGAGAGGUCGAAAGUUCAAAAGAGUGGAAGACCUCUGGAUGCUCGCUGAUGAGGCAGAGGACGACAAAGAAUCUGUUAGAGUCUUCUACUGA